GAAGGCUGGCACCAGGUCCAGCUGUGACCACAUCCCUGAGCCGUGCGUCUUCUGCUCCAUCAGGACGCAUUGCACCCAGAACUUGCUUCCGAGUGCGCACGGUUAGGAUUGGUUAGGUUGCGCGUUUUGAGCUUAAUCCGCCGUGAAAAUACCUCUAUAGUUCCUUCAGAAGAUCGACAACAUUAACUUAGGAGACACCCGAGUCUGUCUCCACUGAUGAAUUCUUGUGGCUUUCUCUCAUUGGCGCAUCUUUCCGCAGGACCCGGUGCUUCCACUCCGUAGCCAAAGCGUCCGUUGGUGCUGGUGAUGUAAGGCUUUCCGACUGAGCGCUCACUCCAAAAACUGUUACCGGUGUUGCAUCUUCUCCUAGAGCAUGGGAUCUAUCAGUUUUUAAAGUAAGAGGCCCGGGACUCAAACCAGACACUGCUAAACAAGGGAAAACGACAGAGAAGAGAAGAAAGGAGCGAUGGAGUCUUUAUUGUCGGAACAGUCGGCCACAGUGGACGACCUGGUGGAGGCGAGCAUCCAAGCCUUUGAUGAAAAGGGCACUUUGAAGGAUGCCACCUUGGUCCGCAUGUUCCUCAUGAUGCACCCUUGGUACAUCCCUUCAACUGACAUGGCUAAGAAACUAGUAUUAAAAUCUCAAGAGGAGAGCUGCACUGCUGAGUGCCGAACAAGGAUAUGCCAUCUCGUCAAGUACUGGAUCUCGGAGUUUCCAGCAGAGUUCAAUCUGAGCCCAGAGCUGGCGGACCAGAUCAAAGACUUUAAAGACCUCUUGACCACCGAGGGCAAUGAAAGCCAGAGUCAGCUCAUUGACAUUGACAGUGUGCCAUCAUAUAAAUGGAAGCGACAGGUAACUCAGCGGGUCCCAUCUGUGUCCAAGAAGAGGAAAAUGUCCCUGCUGUUUGACCACUUAGACUCAUGUGAACUGGCCGAACACCUCACCUUCCUCGAGUACAAAUCCUUCUGCAAGAUCCUGUUUCAGGACUACCACAGCUUUGUGAUGCAUGGCUGCACAGUAGAUAACCCCAUCCUGGAGCGUUUCAUCACCCUCUUCAACAGUGUCUCACAGUGGAUUCAACUUAUGGUGCUCAGCAAGCCCACUGCCCAGCAGAGAGCCGUCGUCAUCUCCCACUUCAUUAGAGUGGCACAGAAGCUGCUGCAGUUGCAGAACUUUAACACGCUGAUGGCGGUGGUGGGUGGCCUCAGCAACAGCUCCAUCUCUCGUCUUAAAGACACUCAGGCCCACAUCAGUGCGGAAACCAACAAGGUGUUCAACAGUCUCAUUGAACUGGUGACAUCAUGUGGAAACUACAGUCAAUACCGCAAGCGAUUCUCAGAGUGCUCGGGCUUUCGCUUCCCUAUUCUUGGUGUGCACCUGAAAGACCUGAUCGCUGUGCAUGUGGCGCUGCCAGACUGGGCAGACAAAGAGAAAACACGGGUCAACCUUGCAAAGACCCAACAGCUGUAUGCCAUCCUUCAGGAACUGGCGCUGAUCCAGAACACACCUCCAAACACUGAUGCAAACACAGACCUGCUGAACCUGCUUACGGUCUCUCUGGACCAGUAUCACACAGAGGAGGAGAUCUACCAGAUGUCUUUACAGAGAGAGCCUCGCAAGCCAGUGCAGAACUCCAGCCCUCCAACUGCGCCUGAUCCCAAGCCCACUAUGAUUGAUGAAUGGGCUGUGUCAGUGAAGCCCAACGCUGACCCGACGAUCAUCAAGAAACACAUAGAGAAAAUGGUGGAGUCAGUCUUCAAGAACUUCGACACUGACGGCGACGGCCACAUCUCCAGGGAGGAAUUCGAAGCAAUCAGGAACAACUUCCCUUACCUCAGUAAAUUUGGAGAACUGGACAAGAAUCAAGACGGGAAAAUCAGUAGAGAAGAGAUGAUAGACUACUUUAUGAAAGCCAGCUCUCUGCUAAACUGCAAGAUGGGCUUCAUUCACACUUUUACUGAGACCACCUACGUCAAGCCUACGUUCUGCGAGCACUGUGCUGGCUUUAUAUGGGGUUUUUACAAGCAAGGCUACAAGUGUAAAGCCUGCGGGGUGAACUGCCACAAAGCCUGCCGAAGCCGCCUGGCGGUCGAGUGCCGGAAGCGGACCAAGAGCAUCAGCCACGAGACGCCACCGGCACUGCAGGCCAGAUCCUACAGCUUCCCCCCACCUGCCAACACCCCGCCAAGCCUGCAGGACACAGUAAUUGCGGAGGAGGAUAUAGAGACGGUGGAGGAAGGAGUAUUUGACGUCCACCUAUAACCAGGCCUUUGACAGACUCCAGCUCUCUAUUUUAGAAACCCACCUACAGUUGGUGUGCACGAAGCCAAAUCAGCGCCUGUUGGGAUCCAGACACAGAAUGUGCUACAGUUUGUCAGUUUUACAGCCCUCAACACUGGGAAGAAAUUGCACUGACUGAACAAGCCAGGAUACCUACAUGCUGCCCCUUAGUGGACACAUACUGCUACUGCAACUCCACAUGAGAUGAAUGUGAUGACCAAUGUGAAUGACUGUAAGAUUUCUAUGUUAAAUUUCUGCAUUUUGAUUAUAUGUCAGCCAAGUGUUUUACUGUAAAAUGUUAUUAUAUAUUAAAAGAAAUCCACAAAAUUGUAUUUUCUUGGUGGAAUGUUGAAAUCUGUGGAUUAUAUUUGAGUACACUUUGCUAUAGAUAAGAAUGGCUGUCUACAUUUUCUUCAGAACAUAAAAGAGGUGCUAUUAUUGCCAAGAAUGUAUACCUGCCACCCAGACUAAGCUACUGUCUUCUGAGAUGCUCCGCUUUUAAGUUAAUUAUUUUGUUUUGACAUACAUUUCAGUGGACCAAUAAUAGCACCAAUUUUGCUGUCAAAUAACAUAUUGUUGAUCUUGUAAUGCCCGUCUCAAAAGUGUCUGCAAAAGCAUAAAUUUUAUCAACAAAAGAAACUGUGUGGACAGUUAUAAUCUGAAUGGAUUCAUAUAUGUGUGUUAUACUUUUGUCAAGUUUACCUUAAUAUCAGUAACUGUCCUAUAGUUAAUACUGUGGUGUUGUUUUGCGUAAACAGUACUGUCUUGUACCAGUGCACUGAUAGAGUAUCAAACCUCUUGCAGUACUGUGAAUGUAGCACAAAUACUGAAAUGCUGCUGUCAGAAGAAGAACUCAUCUUUCACAGUAAAUACGUUGACAGCAGAGAUGGAAACUUUGUAACUUCCCACUGAUUCCUCUGCUGGUUUUAACUGUAUUUGCUAGGCUUCUGAGACUGUUGGUAAAACUGUUAAAAAAAAAAGAGAGAGAGGGAAAAAAAAAACGAUAACAGAAGAAUAAUGUUUCAAAAAACUUGAGUAAUGAGGCUUUUCAUUUGGCAGCAGUGUAUAAAAACAUUUCCCUGAAAAUCAAUUUUGAUGCAAGUUGUGUUUAGCUGUUUUUAUCCUGCAUGCUUCUCCCUUCAUGGCUCUAUUUUGUGACCAGACAUCUCUGGCACUGAGGAUAUUUUAUUUUUUAAUGUAGCACGGCCUGUUAUCUUUUAUUUAGGAAACAUGAAGUCUGGAGUUCCAGACAGAGGGAGAUGGUUUCUGUUGCUUUGUGCCUGUGGAGAGAUGGAUUCAAACCUUGAGUGCCAUAUUGUUAACUGCUGGUUUGUCAUUGAAUGAGACUUCUCACAUGGUGUGUAUUUAUUUUUCCUGUAUCAAUAGUUGCCGGUCCUUCUGUGUGUUAUUCCCAGCUUGAUGAAGGAUGUUUAUUGUUAUUCUGUGAACAAAUCUUUCAGAGUGAUGUCAUGCUACUACAUGUGGUCCCUAGAUGAUUCUUCAGUAUUAAAAAACACAGACAUCACGUUAA
Molecule: messenger RNA, 3812 nt
Organism: Sphaeramia orbicularis (orbiculate cardinalfish)
Lineage: Eukaryota; Metazoa; Chordata; Actinopteri; Kurtiformes; Apogonidae
Product: RAS guanyl-releasing protein 2-like
Exons: 17
Coding region: 467-2263 (598 amino acids)
Biological process (GO): Ras protein signal transduction
Cellular component (GO): plasma membrane
Molecular function (GO): guanyl-nucleotide exchange factor activity; calcium ion binding
Source: RefSeq, a predicted model, not a curated record